Molecule: messenger RNA, 1558 nt
Organism: Physeter macrocephalus (sperm whale)
Lineage: Eukaryota; Metazoa; Chordata; Mammalia; Artiodactyla; Physeteridae
Gene: YIF1A
Product: Yip1 interacting factor homolog A, membrane trafficking protein
Exons: 7
Coding region: 606-1502 (298 amino acids)
Biological process (GO): endoplasmic reticulum to Golgi vesicle-mediated transport
Cellular component (GO): endoplasmic reticulum-Golgi intermediate compartment; endoplasmic reticulum membrane; COPII-coated ER to Golgi transport vesicle
Source: RefSeq, a predicted model, not a curated record
CCCGAGGAGUGUCGGCUGCGUGGCCCGCUCACCCUGAGGGAGAGGGGCGGCCGUGACCGCUGCCCAGGGCGGCGGAUGUCAUUCGGAUUCCUGCCCCGUGAGACUCUGCAACGCGUCCUGGACUUCGCCCUCUCGGCCCAAACCUGAGAUCAGAUCGGGCGGUGACAGCCUUGCUGGGAUCCCCGUGCCCGACUCGGGCAUGAAUGGGGUUUGCCUCCCAAACUUCCUUUCCCUGUCAUGACCCUGGUAGGGUUUCUCACCACUGCCCAGGGCCUCCGCGUAGCCAGCCGUCGCCUUUCCCACCCUUGUUCACGGUGGGAUGCCCUGCCAAUUGUCUUCACCUAGCAGACUCAGUCUCCAAGGCUCAGUUCAGAGAUCAGUCCCCUUGAGGAGGCCCCCAGGAACCCUCAGACGGGCAACCACUUCCAGGGGCUGCCUCAGCUCUUUCUUUGCCCACAUUUAGCACCUCUCCAAAAGGAUCCCUCAUCAAAGUUCUUUCUGGGCCAGCUACUCCUCAUCCAGCUAGUUUCCCUCACUGAUUGCUUGGUGCUCCCAGGACCCAUACAGGGCUGCCCAGCCUGGGGAAGGGGCAGUGGUUUGGGCUCAUGCUUGGUAUUCCUGUCAUCUACUCUGGUACCUACAAACCCACAGGCUCCAAGCACAGGGCCCGGGCAGCUCCGGAUCCCCCGCCCCUCUUCGAUGACACAAGCGGUGGUUACUCCAGCCAGCCGGGGGGAUACCCAGCCCCAGGAGCCGACGUGGCCUUCAAUGUCAACCACUUGAUUGGGGACCCAAUGGCCAACAUGGCUAUGGCCUAUGGCAGCUCCAUCGCAUCCCAUGGGAAGGACAUGGUGCACAAGGAGCUGCACCGUUUUGUGUCUGUGAACAAACUCAAGUAUUUUUUCGCUGUGGACACAGCCUAUGUGGCCAAGAAGCUAGGGCUACUGGUCUUCCCCUACACACACCAGCACUGGGAAGUGCAGUACAGUCGUGAUGUGCCUUUGCCCCCGCGGCAAGACCUCAACGCCCCCGACCUCUAUAUCCCCACAAUGGCCUUCAUCACCUACGUGCUGCUGGCUGGGAUGGCACUGGGCAUUCAGAAAAGGUUCUCCCCAGAGGUGCUGGGCCUGUGUGCAAGCACGGCACUGGUGUGGGUUGUGAUGGAGGUGCUAGCUCUGCUCCUGGGCGUCUACCUGGCCACCGUGCGCAGCGACCUGAGCACCUUCCACCUGCUGGCCUACAGCGGCUACAAAUAUGUGGGGGUGAUCCUCAGUGUUCUCACGGGCCUGCUCUUCGGCAGCGAUGGCUACUACGUGGCGCUGGCCUGGACUUCGUCCGCGCUCAUGUACUUCAUCGUGCGCUCUUUGCGAACAGCAGCCCUGGGCCCCGACAGCAUGGGGGGCCCGGCCCCCCGGCAACGUCUCCAGCUCUACCUGACUCUGGGAGCUGCAGCCUUUCAGCCCCUCAUGAUAUACUGGCUGACCUUCCACCUGGUCCGGUGACCCCCGGUCCCCACUGGCACUGAUUUUUCCAUACAUUGAAGAUUUGGUUUCCUUGA